GAAACCUCUGGCAGAACCAUGCUCAGGGAGGGGCGGGGCCAUCUGCUGUGAUUGGUUGGGGUGGGAGAAGCAAAACACCAUCUUUGACACUUAAAAUACAAAAUCAAAGACCAUGGGGUAUGUCUGUUUGUUGUUUGCACCAACAGGCAUCUGGAGCUAUCAUCAAGUGGACACUCAAAGAACUGCAGCAUUUAGGAAUCGCAUGCUAAAUACUGCAGGCUGUUAUUCUGCAGUCUGGCCUGAUAGAAUAGAAUAGCCUUUAUUGUCAUUGUACAUGUGCAAUGAAAUUGUGAUGUACAGUAGGAGAGAUGAAAUAAAAAAGAGAGCUUUGUUUGAGCUGCCUUCUCUCACUGGAGAGUUUAACGCCUGUGCUGUUAGGAUGAAAUCUUCAGCAGCUCCACAGAAUUCAGCUCUGGGUUUGAAACCAGUAUAAUUCUGUGGGUUUCUCUCAAGACAGCGUAUCACUCCACAGACACACACACACUUUCAUUCUGAUCUAAUUAGGCUAUCUGUUAUUGAAAUAACGAUAAUAACAACAAUGGAAAGAAUGACUUUUUGUAUGCCUGAAAAACAGAAAUAGGAAAAAGUAUCCAGAGAUGGAGUAAUUCGAUUAUCUUAUCUAACACACAAUAAUCAUAUACUGCAGAUUAUCUCAAUGCAAACACUAUGAACAAAUCUUACUGUGAAAAAACAUGAACUCACCCUGUGUUCAGUUUGAAACUGUGGGACUGUUCAUUGCUUCUAAUCACUUUUCUCGUCAUGGGACUGCAGGUCACUUGACAUCCCUCCCACCAAACUCAAUGUCUUUCAUUAGGAGAUGAGAUUUGAUUUAAUAAACCUGCCCUGCUUCACCUCAGUACAGACACAUGUCACAUCAUUCUUUAGAAAAAAGAAGACCUCAAGAAAGCUUAAUACUUUCCACUUUUUCCACAUUUUAAGCUACACAGAUGUGGAUUUUCUUCAUAAAGCCCCGUUGAUUAUCUUAAGUCUGAAUGGACCUUUUCUAAGCAGCCAUGGCUUCGAACAGAAGUCUAACAGUCUAAUUUAAUCAUAAGGAGUGGGGUGGGAGAUUCUCCCAGAGUUGAUUAAGGGAAUAUUAAGAGAAACCAGUAAGAGAUUUACCUUCAGAUCUCUGUGGCUGCUCCGUCUGCGUGAAGCUAGUUUGUAAAACUUUAGCUUUAAAUUAAAAGAACAAACAAAAAACAACUUGAUUUCUUGAAUUCAAGAUGAAAACAGCGGAUUCAUUCUAGAAAAUAUUCUGAAAGAAACGCCUUUAAAAGCUGAAGCGUCGACCGGCAGGAGGAUUUUCUCCUGGUGAGACAGAAACAUCAGUGAUGUCGAAGCUGCUUGGCUCUCUGCUUCUCCUGUGUUUACUUCCAGCUGUGGUUCCCCUCUUCUGUUACACCUGUGUGUUCCCCACCAUCUCCCCUCUGGACUGCAUCAGAUUCCCCCUGAAGUGUCCACCUGGGCAGCUCUGUCUGUCCAGCCGAGCCGUGGGUGAGAAAGGGGACUUCCGUGUGGUUUUGUACGAGAAGAGCUGCGUCCUGCCCUCCCUGUGCGGAAUCACGGGUGAAAAAUACGCGCUGGGACUCAACUUCACCUUCACCAAUGAAUGCUGCAACACUCACUUGUGUAAUGGCGCUGCUACAUCUGCUGCCCCCUACUGGAUUGGGACAUUAUUCACACUUCUAACUCUGUACUCCGUUUGGUGAAUAGUCAAUGAUAUAAAGCAGUUCGGCAGAGAUAGAGUUCCUAUUUCCGCCCUCUAAUGGACAAAAGCUGUACUAAACUUUUUAAAAACACUAUAUUUAUUUAUUUUUACUCUAACAGUAAAUCGGUAACAAUAAGGCAAGCGCACCAGUGUAGUUCAAGU
Messenger RNA from Maylandia zebra (zebra mbuna), 1873 nucleotides. RefSeq lists its product as uncharacterized. Lineage: Eukaryota; Metazoa; Chordata; Actinopteri; Cichliformes; Cichlidae. The record is from RefSeq and is a predicted model, not a curated record. Gene Ontology annotation, biological process: sperm-egg recognition. Gene Ontology annotation, cellular component: membrane.